AGUGAUGGCGAGAGCAUCGGGAACUGCCCCUUUUCUCAAAGACUCUUCAUGAUCCUGUGGCUGAAGGGGGUCAUCUUUAACGUCACCACGGUGGACCUAAAACGAAAGCCGGCCGACCUGCAGGACCUCGCACCGGGGACCAACCCCCCCUUCAUGACGUUCAACGGCGAGGUCAAAGUCGACGUCAACAAGAUGGAGGAGUUCCUGGAGGAGAAACUGACGCCACCAGGGUACGCAAGCACACUCUAUUUCUCAACUGUUUCCGGAACGUCCUUAGAGAAAGCUCUGCUGAAGUCUCUCCGGCGGCUGGACGACUUCCUGAGGACUCCUCUGGCUGAUGAGAUCGAUGCGGAUGCUUCAGGAGACCUGCCCGAGUCCUCCAGGAGCUUCCUGGACGGGCCGGAGCUCACCCUGGCCGACUGCAACCUGCUGCCCAAGCUCCACAUCCUGAAGGUCGUAGCAAAGAAGUAUCGGAGCUUCGAAAUCCCGGCGGAGAUGACGGGAGUGUGGAGGUAUUUGAACAGUGCCUACCAGAGGGAGGAGUUCACCAGCACCUGUCCUGCUGUGAGGGAGAUCGAGUUUGCCUAUUUGGACGUGGCAAAGCAGAUCAAAUGA
Messenger RNA from Menidia menidia (Atlantic silverside), 615 nucleotides. The record is from the annotation of a GenBank genome assembly. NCBI's taxonomy places the organism in Eukaryota, Metazoa, Chordata, Actinopteri, Atheriniformes, Atherinopsidae.